Molecule: messenger RNA, 1344 nt
Organism: Nerophis lumbriciformis (worm pipefish)
Lineage: Eukaryota; Metazoa; Chordata; Actinopteri; Syngnathiformes; Syngnathidae
Source: RefSeq, a predicted model, not a curated record
GUGAAUGGAAGGACACUGCAGCGUCUGCAGUGAGGGAACUCGUCCAAAAGGUGGCGCCACAGCACAAACAAUACAACCCACUCUCAGUGAUUUCUGGUUGGUUCAUAGUUGUUUGAAAAAAAAAAUCUACACAUUGGACUGGUUUUGAAGGUUUUGUCAGUGGAAAAAGUGUGGUUUAGCGCCUCAAGUGUUAACAAAAUAAAAAAGCUCCCCUUUUUUUAGUUCACAGAGAAUUCAUGUUGUGUUGUUAGUGCUGAAUUACAGAGUAACUAUUAUUCCGACCACUAAGGUCUCACGGUGGAGCUUGUGUCUAUGUUGAAACAACAACACACACACAUCACACAGUUCUGAGGAGAUUUGUGCUAAAAGUAGGAAGCUUCAAAUUCACACGCGAUGAUGAGAAUCUUGUACGAGAGGCAUGUUCUCUGCUUGAACAAGUGUUUCCACUUUGCAGACAAACUCGGGGGCGUAAGGCCCUCCACACGCCUACUUCAUGUCAGCAUGGCACUCACGGGGUGGAAACAUGGCAGAACCACCCGGUUGGACCAUGGCUGCGUCCCGCAGGCUGGACACCUCGGGGAAACGCCCUUCGGGACGUUGUUGGUUGCCAGGCCCAGGUGCACGCCUGAACACGUGCGCCUCAAGUCGCCCGGGGGGAACUUCUCCAGAGUCAAAACAAUGCUCUUCCUGCUGGGCAUGACUCUGACCUUCCUGGUCACGGCCUCCUACGUCCUGACGUGGGACAAGAAGGUGAGCGCCGCCUAUCAAGUCAAAGGUGACAACAUCUCCAGCGGCAGCGCCGCAGCAGCGAUGACGGCGCUCUCCUCGGAAAAGACUUCAGUGGACAUGAAGCAGCUAAUGAGGAUAAUCCACCCUAAAUUGGAAUACCCACCCAGGAGGGCUCCUGAGGAAAAGGACAUCAUCGAGACGGACCCUCAGUUGUUCUCUGUCAUCCCUCGCCACUUCCUGCCGGGGAUCAAAAGCCCCUGCUGGUACCAGGAGUUCUCAGGCGAGACGAGCAACAAUCCCUACAAGAGGAACCUCUUCGCCGUGCGCUCCAAGAGCUUCAUGGGCGCCAGCGACCAGCUGAGGUCCAACUUCCGCCUGCGCCGCCGCGACGGCAGGCAGUUCCGCCUGCGAUGCCUGCCUUACUUCUACAUCAUCGGCCAACCCAAAUGCGGCACGACCGACUUGUUCUACAGGAUGCUGCUGCAUCCCCAGGGCCGCUUUAACUUCAUGAAGGAGCCACACUGGUGGACCAGGAAACGCUUUGGUAAGGCAUCAGUUGUUGUCAUCAGUGAUGACAUCAUAACACCUUCAUUAGGUGUGCAGGUAAUGACUUAA